Molecule: messenger RNA, 2352 nt
Organism: Miscanthus lutarioriparius
Lineage: Eukaryota; Viridiplantae; Streptophyta; Magnoliopsida; Poales; Poaceae
Source: the annotation of a GenBank genome assembly
AUGGCCUCCGUGGCCGCCACCUCCACGCUGGCCCCAGCACUCGUGUCCCGGCGGCGGGCGCGGUCAGGGACGGGGCUGCCGCCGCCGCGCCGGGCCUCGGCCGUCCGCUGCUCGCUCGACAGCAACGUCUCCGACAUGGGUGUCAACGCUCCCAAAGGGUUAUUCCCACCUGAGCCAGAGCACUACAGGGGUCCAAAGCUCAAGGUGGCCAUCAUAGGGGCAGGCCUUGCCGGCAUGUCAACCGCCGUUGAGCUCUUGGACCAGGGCCAUGAGGUUGAUUUGUAUGAGUCCCGUCCGUUUAUCGGUGGUAAGGUUGGCUCCUUUGUUGAUAAGCGAGGAAACCAUAUCGAGAUGGGGCUGCACGUGUUCUUCGGGUGUUACAGCAACCUCUUCCGCCUCAUGAAGAAGGUUGGCGCUGAUAAUAAUCUGCUGGUGAAGGAACACACCCAUACUUUUGUAAAUAAAGGGGGCGUGAUUGGUGAACUUGAUUUUCGGUUCCCGGUGGGAGCUCCAUUACAUGGCAUUCAAGCAUUCCUAAGAACUAAUCAGCUCAAGGUUUAUGAUAAAGCAAGAAAUGCAGUUGCUCUUGCCCUUAGCCCAGUUGUUCGGGCUCUGGUUGAUCCGGAUGGUGCAUUGCAGCAAGUGCGGGGCUUGGAUGAUGUAAGUUUCAGUGAUUGGUUCAUGUCCAAAGGUGGUACUCGGGAGAGCAUCACAAGAAUGUGGGAUCCUGUUGCUUAUGCUUUGGGUUUCAUUGACUGUGAUAAUAUCAGUGCACGUUGCAUGCUUACUAUUUUCACCUUGUUUGCCACAAAGACAGAGGCAUCCCUGUUACGCAUGCUAAAGGGUUCACCUGAUGUUUACUUAAGUGGCCCAAUAAAGAAGUAUAUAACAGACAGGGGUGGUAGGUUUCACUUAAGGUGGGGAUGCAGAGAGGUUCUGUAUGAUAAAUCACCUAAUGGAGAGACCUAUGUUAAAGGCCUUCUCCUCACCAAGGCUACAAGUAGAGAGAGAAUCAAAGCUGAUGCAUAUGUUGCAGCUUGUGAUGUCCCGGGUAUCAAAAGACUACUUCCAUCAGAAUGGAGGGAAUGGGAAAUGUUUGAUAAUAUCUACAAGUUAGAUGGUGUCCCUGUUGUCACUGUUCAGCUUCGCUACAAUGGAUGGGUCACUGAACUUCAAGAUUUGGAGAAAUCAAGACAACUGCAGAGGGCAGUUGGGUUGGAUAACCUUUUGUACACGGCGGAUGCGGAUUUCUCCUGUUUUUCAGACCUUGCUCUCUCAUCUCCUGCUGAUUACUACAUUGAAGGACAAGGUUCCCUGAUCCAAGCUGUGCUGACUCCUGGGGAUCCAUACAUGCCAUUGCCAAAUGAGGAAAUCAUUAGUAAGGUUCAAAAGCAGGUUGUAGAAUUGUUCCCAUCUUCCCGGGGCUUGGAAGUUACAUGGUCCAGUGUGGUUAAGAUUGGACAAUCGUUGUACCGUGAGGCUCCUGGAAAUGACCCAUUCAGACCUGAUCAGAAGACACCCGUUAAAAACUUCUUCCUCUCUGGAUCUUACACGAAACAGGACUACAUUGACAGCAUGGAAGGAGCAACUCUCUCUGGCAGGCGAACAGCGGCCUACAUCUGCAGCGCCGGAGAGGAGCUGCUGGCCCUGCGAAAAAAGCUAGUCAUCAACGACAGCGAGAAGGCGUUGGGGAACGUUCAAAUCUGCCCCUGCAGGCGUUUCCUAUCCCUGAAUUCGAAAAGCAGGGUGUCUAGGUGGCAUACGGGAUUACAUCAGGCAGUGUGCCAUGCACAUUUGAAGUUUGAACUAUGGUUUAUGGAAAGCCGGGCGGGUGGCCGCUGUGCUGGAAACCGAAACCGGGGCGGAGGCGUUGUCGCCACCGGCGCCUCACGGGCGUCGUCCGAGCUCCUCAGAGCCCUUUCCCCAAACAAGAACAUCAGGGAUGGUGCUACCCAGCAGGGCGACGAUCCGGUUCCGCCGCCUUGCGGCAGCGUCGACGACGUGCUCGCCGUGCUCCAAGACGAUUACCGGCUCGCCUACUUCCUCACCGGACUCUCUAGGUACUCUCAGAAUCUGGACCUGCUGGUGCCGUUCUUCGACAGCCCUUCGCUUGAACUAGAGAGCAUUGAGAAGGGUUUGAGGGUUGAAACGAAGUUCGUCAAAGCAACAUGGAAACUGAGGACAUAUUUAAGGCUUCCAUGGAGGCCCCUGAUCGCGAUCAGAGGGAACACAACAUAUGAUCUGAAUGAAGAUUUCAAGGCGACUCGGCACUCUGAGAGCUGGGACGUCUCUGCGCUUGAGGCCAUCGCUCAGAUCUUCAUCUCGGCCCCGGAGCCGCUGGAAGGCAGCUGA